AUGGAGGCGGCACUGGCAGCGGCACAAUCCCUGUUCACCCCCGCCGGCACCAGCGUACCACUUCUCCUACUCGUCGCCGGCGCCACCGCCGUCCUGUACGCCGUGAUCAGCCGCCGGAGCAGCGGCGGGCUACGCCUCCCGCCGAGCCCGUUCGGCCUGCCCAUCCUGGGCCACCUCCACCUGCUCGCCCCGCUGCCCCACCAGGCGCUGCACCGCCUGGCCGAGCGCCACGGCCCGCUCCUCUUCCUCCGGCUCGGCUCCGUGCCGUGCAUCUCCGCCUGCUCCCCGGACGCCGCCCGCGACGUGCUCAAGACCCACGAGGCCGCGUUCCUCGACCGCCCCAAGCCGGCGGCGGUGCACCGGCUCACCUACGGCGGGCAGGACUUCUCCUUCGCGCCCUACGGGCCCUUCUGGCGCUUCAUGAAGAAGGCGUGCGUGCACGAGCUCCUCGCCGGCCGCACCCUGGACCGCCUCGCCCACGUCCGCCGCGAGGAGGUCGCCCGCCUCGUCGCCUCCCUCUCCCUGGCGGCGCCCGCGCCCGUGGACGUCGACGUCAACGCCGCGCUCAUGGGCCUCACCGGCGACAUCGUGUCGCGGAUGGUGAUGAGCCGGCGGUGGACCGGCGACGACAACGGCGCCGAGGAGUUCCGGUGCCUGGUCGCCGAGACGGCAGUGCUCACCGGCACGUUCAACCUCCAGGACUACAUCGGCGCGUUCAGGAACUGGGAUGUCCAGGGCCUCGGCAAGCGCGUCGACGCGUUGCACCGCAAGUUCGACGCCAUGAUGGAGAGGAUUCUCACGGCGCGGGAGGCCAAGCGCCGGCACCAGCGGGAGAACGCCGACGCCGGGGAAGGUGCCGAGGAGAAGGACAUUCUUGACAUACUGUUCGACAUGCACGAAGACAAGGCCGCCGAGAUGCCGCUCUCAAGGGACAACAUGAAGGCUUUCAUGCUGGACAUCUUCGCGGCGGGGACGGACACGACGACGAUCACGGUGGAGUGGGCGCUGUCGGAGCUGAUCAACAACCCGGACGUGCUCCGGAGGGCGCAGGAGGAGAUGGACGCGGUGGUCGGCAAGGACCGGCUCGCCGACGAGUCCGACAUCCCGAACCUCCCCUACCUGCAAGCCGUGGCCAAGGAGACGCUGCGGCUUCACCCGACGGGCCCGCUCGUGGUGCGCCAGUCCCCGGAAAAGUGCAAGGUGGGCGACUACGACGUGCCGGCCGGCGCCACGAUAUUCGUCAACGUGUGGGCCAUCGGGCGGGACCCGUCGUCCUGGACGGAGCCGCUGGAGUUCCGGCCGGAGCGGUUCCUGGAGGGCGGCGCCAACGCCGGGACGGACGUGCGCGGGCAGCACUUCCACAUGCUGCCAUUCGGGUCCGGGCGGCGGAUCUGCCCCGGCGCGUCGCUGGCCUUGCUGGUGGUGCAGUCCGCGCUGGCCGCCAUGGUGCAGUGCUUCGAGUGGCGGCCUGCCGGCGGCGCGGACAAGGUGGACAUGGAGGAAGGGCCCGGGCUGACGCUGCCGCGGAAGCGCCCGCUCGUCUGCGCCGUCGCGCCCCGCCUCCACCCCUUGCCGCUGCCGUGA
Molecule: messenger RNA, 1584 nt
Organism: Lolium rigidum
Lineage: Eukaryota; Viridiplantae; Streptophyta; Magnoliopsida; Poales; Poaceae
Product: 3,9-dihydroxypterocarpan 6A-monooxygenase-like
Exons: 2
Coding region: 1-1584 (527 amino acids)
Molecular function (GO): iron ion binding; monooxygenase activity; heme binding
Source: RefSeq, a predicted model, not a curated record